This is a messenger RNA of Triplophysa dalaica, 3856 nucleotides long. RefSeq names its product integrin beta 3a (gene itgb3a). Gene Ontology annotation, biological process: integrin-mediated signaling pathway; cell adhesion mediated by integrin; cell migration. The record is from RefSeq and is a predicted model, not a curated record. The coding region runs from base 75 to 2426 and encodes 783 amino acids. Gene Ontology annotation, cellular component: focal adhesion; integrin complex; cell surface. The transcript is spliced from 15 exons. Gene Ontology annotation, molecular function: fibrinogen binding; fibronectin binding; integrin binding. NCBI's taxonomy places the organism in Eukaryota, Metazoa, Chordata, Actinopteri, Cypriniformes, Nemacheilidae.
GUCAGAGUGCAUGCAGAAAACUACCACAAAAAGAGGCUGUUAUUUCUUUGGCCCGUAGCUUUGGAUUUUUUAAAAUGAGAGUUACUUUGAUGCAAGUUUGGAUAUCUGUACUAGUUUCCACAGCUGUGGGCUCUAACAUUUGCACUUCUAGAGGACUGAGUACCUGUAAAGAAUGUUUGUCUACCCAUCCUACCUGUGCCUGGUGUUCUCAGGAGACCUUUGGAAAGGGGGUGUCCAGUUUGUCCCGUUGUGAUCUGAGGGCCAAUCUCAUUCAGUCUGGUUGUGGUGUGAAAUUCAUUGAGUUUCCAGUUAGUAGCAUUAAGAUACUAAAGGACCUCGCCUUAAGUGACAGGGCGUGGGGCUCAGCAAGCGACAUCGUUCAGAUGCAACCACAAAAAAUACAUCUGACACUCAGGCGAGGCGAUUCAAAGCAUUUCACCGUCAAUGUAAAGCAAGUAGCCGAUUACCCCGUUGACCUCUACUACCUGAUGGAUAUGACCAGCACCAUGAAAGAUGACCUGCAGAAGCUUUUUGUUCUGGGUAGUGAACUGCCUCGUGCUUUAGGCAGUGUCACCCGUAAUCUACGCAUGGGGUUUGGAGCAUUUGUAGACAAAACUCUCUCGCCUUAUAUGUACAUUUACCCUGAAAAAAUCAUCAUGAACCCUUGCUACAAGAAUCGUGAGACCUGCCCCCCGCAAUUUGGUUAUCACAAUGUGCUGUCUCUGACGGAGCAGGUGGAACGAUUCACAGAGGAAGUGAAUAAACAGAAAGUGUCCAGGAAUAGAGAUGCUCCAGAAGGAGGAUUUGAUGCUAUACUGCAAGCAGUUGUAUGCAAGGAUAAAAUUGGUUGGAGGCCUGAUGCCUCUCAUUUGCUGGUCUUCGCUAGUGAUGAUAGGAGUCAUUUGGCUCUGGACGCCAGACUCGCUGGAAUUGUUCAGCCUCACGAUGGGGAAUGCUAUAUCAACAAAAACAAUGAAUAUGACAUGUCCACUAUACUGGACUAUCCUUCACUUGGUCUAAUCACAGACAAGAUAUCUGAGAAUAAUGUCAACCUCAUCUUCGCUGUUACCAGUAAUAUUGUGUCACUGUAUCGUAAUUACAGUGAGCUGAUUCCUGGUUCUGCAGUGGGAACACUUUCUAGAAAUUCUGAAAAUGUUGUUCAACUUAUUCUGGAUGCUUAUGCAAAGAUCAGGUCUAAGAUUGAGCUGGAGCUGUUGGAUGUUCCGGAUGAGUUAUCGCUGUUCAUCAACGCAACCUGUCUGGAUGGAGAAGUCAUUGCUGGUGUCCGAUCCUGUGCCGGAGUCAAAAUUGGGGAUAAGGUCUCAUUCAGCGUUGAAGCGAAACUUCACGGCUGUCCCAAAGAGAAGAACCGAACCUUCACUGUAAAACCAAUGGGCUUCAAAGAUGCUCUUGAGGUCACUGUUGAAUUUGAGUGCGACUGUACAUGUCAGCAGUCCUCUGAACCCGCGAGCCCCUUCUGUCACCAUGGCAACGGAACCUUAGAGUGUGGCAUGUGUCUGUGCGAUCCAAGCCGACUGGGCUCACGAUGCGAGUGUUCUGAGGGCGAAUAUAAGCCCACCCAGCAAGACAGGUGUAGCCCUAAAGGGGGGACACUGGCCUGUAACGGGCGGGGAGACUGCGUGUGUGGCCAGUGUGUCUGUAGCUUGAGUGAUUUCGGGAAGGUUUGGGGCCCAUACUGUGAAUGUGAUGAUUUUAGCUGUCAUCGUUCCAAAGGACAGUUGUGUUCAGGUAAUGGCGAUUGCAACUGUGGGUCCUGUCAGUGUAACUCAGGGUGGUCAGGUGAGAUCUGUGACUGUUCGACCCGCACCGACACCUGUAUAGGGAUUGGAGGGUUGCUCUGUAGUGGCCGGGGCCAUUGCUCGUGUGGUGUCUGUGAGUGCACCCAACCAGGAGCUUAUGGCUUAACCUGUGAGAAGUGCCCCACCUGCCCAGAUUCCUGUACCAUCAAAAAGGAGUGUGUGGAGUGUGCACACUACAAGAGAGGAGAUCUGUUUGAGAAGAACUGCAAUAACAUGUGCAGAGAUCAGAUUGUGCCGGUGGAUGAGCUGGUCUUUCGUGAGAAGAACUCAGUGAACUGCAGCUACAAAGAUGAGGAUGACUGUGUGCAGAACUUCCAGUAUUAUGAAGAUGCCAGCGGAUCUUUCCUGUAUCUUGUGAGAAAAGCAGAGUGUCCGAAGGGUCCUGAUGUCCUGAAAGGUGUUCUGUCUGUAGUUGGUGCUAUUCUGUUGCUUGGACUGGUUGCUCUCUUGGUGUGGAAGCUCCUGAUCACCUUUCAUGACCGUAAAGAGUUUGCUAAAUUUGAGGAGGAGAAAGCCAAGGCUAAGUGGGCAGCGGCUAAUAAUCCACUCUACAAAGGAGCCACAAGCACCUUCCAAAAUGUGGCAUACGGUGGCAAUAAGGAAUGAUAUCGUGUCUCAAAGUUCAUCUCAGAAUUAUCUUUCAAUCCAUCACAUUAGGAUUUUUCUUAAUGAAAAUGGAUUUAGUGGUUUUAGUGUAUUUAUAGGAUUGAACUGAAGCAUUUUAAAAUAAUAAUUCACUGCUCCAAAGUCUGUCAUUUCUCUAAUUUUUGAGAUGCAAAUUUAGUGCAUCUCAUGACAUUUUACAUAUGCACCUACAGAUAUUCUUCCCUAUUUACCCCUUCCUAUGUCUAUAUUUAAUAACGUUACAAUAAAUUCAGAAAGAACAUGACAAAACAAAAUUAAUUAAACACCCUUAGAAAUUGUGACGGGCAAUCCAAUUCACCAAUGCUGUCACAUAAUCCUGUGUAACACAUGACUUAUUUUUUGAGUUUCAUUUAACUCAUCUGCAACUGUUGCCAUAGUGAUUAUGAAUGUGGUUCACUCUGUGUUAGUCUGUUGUGCUUUAUUUUCACACUGUGAUGAUAAUAAUAUAUCAUACAUGUAAGUUUCAUGGAAUAGAUAUAUGUGUAAAAUUAUUGUUGUCUUUUUUGUGUAUCGCAUGACAUGAAAGCUGUUGUGGAAUUGGUAUGACUGAGUUGCUGUUCUUUUCUUACUAUACAUUCCAGCACUAUUUUUUGUUUGUUUUGCACUGCUGCUACAAUUUGAUGUAAAUGUAUAAUACAUUUUAAACUUGCAUCAUAAAGUUGUUAAGGAUGAUGCUUAAAAGUGCCUUACUGCCCAAUGUUUCACAUCUCCCCACCCUUGCAUUUACAAAGGUGAACCUGUAUUACAUUUCAAAAAUAUGCUAACAAGAUAUGAGGAAAAACAGGAAGAGCAUUGGUAUAAGAAUAGGGUGUAAAAUGUUAAUUAAGUACUAGACAAAAGGUGAGACUAUAAUGAACAAAUUCAUCUGAAUGUUUGGGAAUACAGUAAAGGAAGAAAACUAAGGGGUUCUGUAGGGAUUCUGGCUAUAAGUGACCUUGAUGUAACUUUGCAUGCAAAAGUAACAAACACUCUUUAUCUGUGCUCAAAUCCGGCUGAAACAGAGAGGCGGUGAGAAAAACAUUUUAAAAAUAAUACAAAUUCCAUCUUGAGAAGCUCAAACCAAAAACUCUAGAGAGACUUUUUGUUCUUUUCCUACAUCGAGCUGUUUGUGCUGCAGUACUUUCAUCAUAACUAAUUGUCAUAACAUGUAUGUGACUGUGGUUUUAUGUUUUACAUGUGGUUAUAUUUUGAAUUGAACUGAAUGGUUUUACAUGUUUGCUUCAUCAAUCUGUUUUAUGUUGAAUCCGUGAUUGAUGAUCGUGCACUUCACAAUGAUCACAUCAUGAUUUAUGCCGUGAUGCCGCUUAUUUUCUAUUUACAAUCCAAUUUUAAAUCUCCUACUGCUGUUUGUUUAAUGUUUUAUGAUUUAAAAUAAAUCCACAUUUUCCUCA